AUGUUUGCUAAACCCUAUCUGUACGUUCACUUACAACCAUCAGGAAAUGAUUAUAGCUCUGUUCUUAACCUCUAUUCGAGCUAUACUCUUGAUUUGGUUCAGGAAGUGUCCAUCAAAGAAUGUAAACUACUCCAAGCUGUCAAUUCAACGCUGUAUUUAGAUACUGAUGAGGGUAUAUCAAACACCCAGCUUGUUUCAUGGAAAGAUCUCGUCGAUCGUAGUACAAAAGAGGGUAAAUUCGAAGAGGCACUCGGAUUAUUAGAGUCCGUCGGCUUUACACAAGAUCAAUCGAGUGACAACAACCAAGAAUUUCAAGAAUUUCGUCUCAAAAUCCUUCAAUUAUAUUCCAUCAGUUUGGUAGACGCGGACGAAAUAGAUGACGCAAUAGAUGUCUUUAUUGAAUUAGAAACUAAUCCAGCGAAAGUCAUAGCCCUCUUUCCAGAGAAUAUAUCAGGAAGGCUAUAUAUUCCACAAGAGAAUUGGAACAGCAUCUUUGGGGAUUUCGCCAAGCUCUAUAAGGGGACUAUUGACAAUAAUGAGAUCAUAAACUCAACUUCGAUGUCAUCUCUGCGAAGUGGAAGUGAUACAGCUUCAUUGAAGAGCAAUAAAGUCUCCCGGAAUAGCAAAAUCGAAGCAUUGUUACGAUAUUUGACGGAUAGGAGGCAGAAAGUAAAAGGAGCUAUACAUCAACAUCCCUCAGAAUCAUUUAUUAAUGUUAAGUUGACUGAUUAUACGAAAGAGCAGCUAUUGGAAUUGCCAAGUAGGAGUGCCGAUACGCUCAAUGUGGACCAGCUCGCUGUUCUUGCGGGUGUUGUUGACACCGCUCUUUUUAAGGCUUAUAUUGAAACGAGACCCGCACUCGUCGGUUCGCUAUGCCGUUUAGAAAAUUAUUGCCAACCUGAAGAAGUUGAACAGUCGCUGCUUGAUCGCAAAAAAUUUGAUGAACUUGUUUCCUUAUAUAAGAGUAAAAACAUGCAUGAAAAGGCUCUCGAUCUACUCAAGGGGUUAACUCUUGAUGAAGAGGAAGGCAAGGACAUCGAUUCAUCUGUCAGCUAUAUACAGCAGUUAGGAAGCGAGUACAUUGAUCUGAUAUUGCAAAAAUCGAGAUGGAUGUUCGAUGUAGAUAAACAAACAGCUAUACAAAUAUUCAUAGCAGACGAUGAAAGAGUCGAAAGCUUACCUAAAUUGCGGGUGGCAGAGUAUUUGAAUUCUUUCGACAUUGGACUUGGGUUGCAGUAUCUUCGGUAUGCAAUCAAAGAGUUAAACGAUCAGGAUCCCAGCCUACACAAUUACUUUGCAGAUACUCUGCUCCAAGCUGUUUUGCGGAAUAGAAAGACUGAAGAGUUCCAGACAAUUUAUGACGCUUAUUUAGACUUUCUCCGGUCUAGCCAUCAAUACGCUCCUAAGGCUAGACUCAAAGCCAUACCAAUAGAUGAUUUAUACCGUGCUCGGGCAAUCUUGGUAGACAGACUGGGCAAAUAUGAAGAUGCUUUGAGGAUAUAUGUCAAGAAUCUAAACGAUUUCGACAGCGCAACCCGGUAUUGCGUUAAAGUUGAGAAAGAAGAUAAGGAAAUCUUCAGUAAAUUGCUCAAAUUUUAUCUUAAGGGGGAUAAAUCGACGUCGCCCGGUUCUCAAUCAAGUUAUUUUAAAGCAACGGCAAUAUCACCAUCAUACAGUACGAUGUCGGAUGAAGGUGAUAAUAUGAAUGAAAUUAUAUCCUUGUUGUGCAACUUUCCGACCAAGUUUGACAUACAACAAGUCUUGCAGUCCUUACCAGGAGACGUCCCCUUACAAGAACUUCAGCGGUUUCUACUUAGAAACUAUAAAGCCACCAGUAGUAACCAGCGAUGGGGCAGUGUCGUUAGUAAUAUUCGUAAAUCGGAGAAUGAGAGGCUGGCGAUGAAGCUUGUUGACCUUGAGAGUCGAUAUGUCGUCAUAGAUGAUAACAGAAUUUGUCCCGAAUGCAAGAAGAGAUUAGGAAAUAGUGUCAUAUCAGUGCACUCACCUAAUGGACAAGUUACACAUUUUGGAUGCAAAGAUAACUUUACUAUGAAGUUACAGAAGAUAAGGAGAUAUGACAUUUAUGUAGACUAA
Wallemia mellicola CBS 633.66 is the source of this 2094-nucleotide messenger RNA. RefSeq lists its product as hypothetical. The record is from RefSeq and is a predicted model, not a curated record. NCBI's taxonomy places the organism in Eukaryota, Fungi, Basidiomycota, Wallemiomycetes, Wallemiales, Wallemiaceae. Gene Ontology annotation, biological process: autophagy; intracellular protein transport; endosomal vesicle fusion. Gene Ontology annotation, cellular component: cytoplasm; fungal-type vacuole membrane. The transcript has 6 exons. The coding region runs from base 1 to 2094 and encodes 697 amino acids.